Messenger RNA from Aspergillus ibericus CBS 121593, 6733 nucleotides. Its product is annotated as guanine nucleotide exchange factor DCK1. The transcript has a single exon. Gene Ontology annotation, cellular component: plasma membrane; cytoplasm. Gene Ontology annotation, molecular function: small GTPase binding; guanyl-nucleotide exchange factor activity. Lineage: Eukaryota; Fungi; Ascomycota; Eurotiomycetes; Eurotiales; Aspergillaceae. The record is from RefSeq and is a predicted model, not a curated record. Bases 257 to 6616 code for a protein of 2119 amino acids. Gene Ontology annotation, biological process: small GTPase-mediated signal transduction.
CCCCGACCGAAACCCAAGACACCAAUUCCGCAAGGCAUCGCCCGUUUCGCGCUCCGCAUCUCGGAACCCGCCUAUCUUUCUCCCUUUCCUCUCUUAGGACACCUGCAUGUAGCGCCCCGGCCGAUCGAUCAGCAGAGAAUUCCUUGACCCCUCCCCUCUUCAACCCCGCUUCGCCGGUUUUCCUUCAUUUCGAUUACGCCCAUUGUGACGAGCACCGCGGCGGGGUGUGCUGUCGCGUGCCGCCUCGAUCGCAGAUAUGCCCUGGCGGCCUCUGCCUCGAAUCGCUUUCGCUGUCGCCAUCUAUCCUUUCCAACCCACCACCCCGGCCGAUCUGCCUCUGGAGCUUGGCGAUGAGCUAUAUAUAAUUGAGCAAGGGGGCGCCAAUGGAGAGUGGUACCGCGGCUAUCUCGUCGCUCCGCCGUCCUUACUGGCGGGCUUGACGAGCACCAAGGGCCAGACCCUCGAAGCAAGAGUCUUUUCCGGUAUCUUUCCCCGGAAUUGCGUCGAGAUCCGUGAAGUGCUGGGCGAUGGCGAAAAGACGAUCACCAAUGGCGACCGAUCGAGUAUGGCUCUGUUGGCCGGCGCAGAGGGAGAGAUGCGCAACAGCGUGGCCUCCUUCCAGGAUGAUGAAAACGCAUUUGGGGAAGUAUCCAACGUUGUCAUCGCGAAGAAAGGAAAGCCGUCUCAAAUCUUCAUCCAAAAGCUGGAUGAGGACGGUCGUGGAAGCCCGGCCAGCCCACGCACUCCGCGGCGGGAUCUCCUCCGGACAAAUUCUAUGGUGCUCGCCCCCAUGAACGUGGCUCCUCGAGACCCCGAUGCUCCCAAACCAGCCGCCCCUGUGCCAAUGCUCAAAAUUGGCGACGAGACACCCACCUCGCUCUCCGAACCUCUUGUCGACGAAAUCGCAUCAUGUCUACGCGAAUGGCAUUCGACCAACUUACACCAGCUGUUGCUCUCCCGCCAGUAUGUCACGGUGGAGGAAAUGUCGAAGAUCGUCCAGGAACUUGACUUUGCAAGGCGACAACUCUUGUACAAUGUUCUGACCGCACAGGAGAAGGAGUCGCUGCGGCAAGAGGUGGUGUGGAAACUCGUUCGCGGGAAUAAAGCGCUUGGUGGGGAGAUCAUUGUGAGAGAUCCUCAGCAAAGGGGUCGUCUGCUCACUGGGGAUGAUUCCGCUGUAGAAUUGACAAGGCUACAGUCCGAGAUGGGCAUGCUUGACAGUAGCCCCACGCAGCAGUCAGAUGUGGCUGCACUCCAUCAUCUGCUGCUCGAAGUCAAUGCCGUCUCUGGGCAUGCGCCCGGGCCAGUAACACUGGCGGCUUACCUGUGCUCUCAGUCGGAAACGGGGGCACUCGUACCCCUGUCGGAGACGUACGUCUUGGACAUUCCUUCGCCGGAAAAGUUUGCGAGUAUGGGGCAGAGCGCCAGGUUGAAAACGCUGUUCACCGACCUGAGCAGCACGGAUAUCGGCGACAGCUCUACCAACGGACCAAAGCUAUAUUUGAUCGUUGCGGUUCGUGCACCAGAAACUGCGUCAGUAACCAACGCCGCAGCCCAGCCAAGGUCGUCCAUCUCGCGAGACAGUUCCUCCGGUAGCAAGCAGGCAACCGGGGUCAAUCAGUCGGUCAAAGGAAGCCUCAGGACUCGCCGGAGCAUGAUGUGGACGUCGAAGCCGCGCGGGAUCCAAAGUCCUGAGCAGGCCAAGGAGACCAGUAAAAACCCUCCUCAGUCGUCCGGAAGUAGUACAAGCACCAUCACCAAGGAACGGUCUGGCAGCCAAUCAACCAAAGACACUACGCAGAUCCGGACAGUGGGAGUCGGCUUUCUCGAAGUCUCCCAGAUCCUCCGUCAGGAGAAGGACGCGGAGCAAGUGAUCAAUAUCUGGUCUCCGUCCGAGGAAAGCGAGGAUAAAGAGGGGCGUGAUGACGGGUUCGAUGGAGUGGUUCGCACUCUGCUCCCGAGCCCUACUGGGAAGUACGUGCGGUCUCAACGAGCUGCCCGGCUUCAUUUCCACCUCUAUCCGCAUGUGGACCCGGACGCAGAUUCUCUAGUCCGGAGAAACCCCACGACCCUGCAUAAUGUCAUUCAGACGAGGAGAAUCGGCUUCUCUCAGGCCCCGACCAAACCCAGGUCGGAUAUCUACGUGACCAUCUCCCACGCUACUUUCCCUCCUGAAGCGCUUCUUUCACAUCCUCACUCGGGUCAAGUUCCGGUCCCAGCGCACACCGGCCUCCGCAAUCUGCAAUUGACUCUUGAAGUUCGCACAUCUUCCGGGACGCGCGUCGAACGGUGCGUCAUCCCCUCGUCCAAUCAUGCGGCACAAACCGCAUGGCGAACCACAAUUGCCGACAGGGGGGCCCCUUGGAACCAAACUAUUCGCCUUAACAUCCCCACGGACCAAAUCCCGACGUCACACCUGAUCAUGAGUAUCGCGGAUGCUCCCGAGUUUCCCUUUGCGCUUGCCUGGAUGCCACUCUGGGACAACCAGGCCUUCAUGCGAGACGGGCCCCAUUCUCUCCUGUUGCACGCGUACGACAAAUGUACGUCAAACAUUGAGAAUGGCAAGGGGGCUUAUCUGUCUCUGCCAUGGAGCUCGCUGGGUAAGAAUGAGUCGGCAAAAGACGAGGCAAUCACCGGUCCCUUGGCUACUCUACGACUGGACACACAUUUGUGCAGCACGGAAUAUUCUCAGGACCAAGUCAUACUCAGUCUGCUGAACUGGAGGGAUAGACCUGUGAAUGAAGUCUUAGAUACUCUCAAGCGGGUUCUGUUUGUGCCGGAAAUCGAGAUUGUCAAGCAGCUCAGCAGCGUCUUGGACUCGCUGUUUGGGAUCCUGGUGGAGAAUGCAGGCAACGAGGAGUACGAGGAUCUGAUCUUCAACAACCUGGUGACGGUUCUUGGUAUUGUUCACGACCGGCGGUUCAACUUGGGUCCACUGGUUGAUCACUAUGCCGACAAUCAGUUCAACUUUCCCUUUGCUACUCCAUGUCUCGUUAGAAGCUAUCUACGUCUCCUUCCGUCCAGCUCCGAUGCACAACAGUCCCGCAAUCUCCGUGCGACGUUCAAGGUAGGACGACAUGUCCUCAAGUUCAUCAUCAACGCCCGACAGCAGCAGAAGGCGAAAGAGGAGGGUAUCGGCAUUACCCGGGUUCAAUCGACAUUCAACCGGGAUCUGCACACCAUCUUCAAGUCGCUCGAGGCUCUGAUGAAGAACCCCUCCCCUGCGAUGGUGGGAAGCAAGACGCUUGUUGUCCAGCAUUUCCACACCUGGCUGCCCGAGCUGUCCAAAGUACUCAGUCGCGAUGAGGUGAUCAUGAUCGCUCUUAGCUUCAUCGACUCGUGCAAGGACGUCACGGGCAUGCUGAUACUCUAUAAGCUGGUCCUCAUCCAGCAUUACACUCGCCUGGAGAUUUUCAGCUCCGGCUCGGAGCGAAAGAGUCUGAUAUCCAGCUGUAUCAGCUGGCUGGCACCCUACUGGGGUGCGACAGGCGCCGUGUCCGAUCUCUAUCGUGACCAAGUUCGGCUGUGCUGUGCGAUCGUGGCGGAGCUGUUGAAGCAGCCAGACCCAUAUCUGUAUGAGUUUGUGCCGAAAAUCGUGUCGUCAUACUACUCUAUCAUCCCCGACGGGGUUGAAGAGACGAGCUACCUCUCUCUGCUCUUCAGCAAAUCAUUCCCCUUUCAGGUGAAGACCUCCAAGUACUCGCAACGGUUCGAUGAAGCGCUAGUCGAGCUGUCCGCAAUUCUGGCUGGCGCGGCGACGAUACCCAAUCCCAAGCGCCCUCGGCUGAAGGGCUUGGAGCUGUCCAGUUUCCUGUCGCAGGCGUUUGAAGUGCAUACGUCGAUCCUCAACUGCGAAGCAUAUCCCGAAAGCUGGCUGAGUGUCCAUGUCUACAACCACCGAGCGACUGUCAAGAGUCUGGAGUACCUGGCUACCAUCUUGACCAACAAAUUCCUCCCGUCCCCGGAGGAAGCGGAAUCGUUCGACACGCGACUCUGGGAGACUUUCUUCAUGACGUUGCUCAAAGUGGUCUCGAGUGACGCGCUCGCUCUGGAGACCUACCCGGAGCAGAAGCGCCGCGCCAUCUGGAAGAUCGCGGGCGAUGUUCGGGAACAGGGCGCGGACCUACUCCACUCCAGCUGGGAAUCAAUCGGCUGGGAGACUACUGAUGAGGAGCGGGAACACUACGGGCUCAGCAAACUUGGCGGCUAUCAGGUGCAGUAUGUUCCUGGCUUGGUGGCACCCAUCAUCGAACUUUGCCUCAGUGUUCAUGAAGGGUUGCGGCAUGUGGCCGUCGAUAUCUUACGAACGAUGAUUCUGAGCGAAUGGGGGUUGAACCAGGAUCUGUCCAUCAUCGAGACGGAGGUUAUUUCCAGUUUGGAUAAUCUCUUCAAGAGGAAGAACAUGAGCGAGAGUGUCGUCCAGAAGCUCUUUAUUGGAGAAUUGUCGGAGCACUUCGAAGGCUACGCAGAGUUUGAUGAAGACCUAUCCAAUGCGGUCAAGGCCUUGAUCGCGACGGUGGAUGAGCUGCUCGACCUGUUUGUAGCCUCUCAGGGCGGCUCGAUGGCUGAAAGCCUGCAUACCCUUCGACUGAUGAAAUACAUGAAAGACAUGGGUCGCGAAGAUAUCUUCAUCCGCUAUGUCCACGAGCUGGCCCAGGUGCAAGCUGCAGCAGGUAAUUUCACCGAAGCCGGAAUGGCUCUCCAAUUCCAUGCCGAUCUAUACGAUUGGGAUGCGCAGCGGACCUUGCCCGAGCUACUCAACCCUGCUUUCCCUGAGCAGACGUCUUUCGAGAGGAAGGAGUCCUUGUAUUUUGCGGUCAUUCAGUACUUCGAGGAUGCCAAAGCUUGGGCUCAUGCCCUGUUGUGCUACAAGGAACUCGCGCAGCAGUAUGAGGACACCGUGGUUGAUUUCGCCAAGCUUUCGAGGGCGCAUGGCUCCAUGGCCAAGAUCUACGACAUCAUUGCAAAGGAAGAUAAACAGUUCCCGCGGUAUUUCCGCGUGCUCUAUAAAGGACUCGGCUUUCCCACCACUCUCCGCGAUAAGGAAUUCAUCAUCGAGUGUGCGGCAACCGAACGGAUGGCCACUUUCAUUGAUCGCAUGCAGAGAGAGCAUCCAGCUGCGCAGGUCGUGUCUUCGGGCGAGAUUCAAGAUUAUGAGGGACAAUUUUUGCACAUCAAUCCUGUCAGCGUCCAUCGUGACGUGGACCAUCCGGUUUACCAGCGGUCCAAGAUCCCGCAGUCCGUUAGAGACCAUCUCUUGGUCUCGGAGCCCUGCCACUUCAGCUCCACCCUGCGCAGACAUGUUCGUGACGCUGAUGUCAAGGCGCAAUGGGUGGAGAAGACGGUCUACACCACGGCGGAGCCUUUCCCGAACAUCCUCCGCCGAAGCGAAGUGGUUGAGGUCAAGGAAGUCGCACUGUCGCCUUUGCAAACGGCGCUCGAACGGACGUGGCGCAAGACGCAGGAACUGUCAAUGUUGCAACGUCGGGCCGCUUCUGGUGAGGACAUGAGCUUGAACAAUUUGACCGAGGCCUUGGAACAGUUGCUCGAGCUCAACGCCGCGACUCCCAACUGUGUCGCGGCCUACCGCCAGUUCCUGUCGGAUGUGCCUGAAGAGGACGAGGGUGGCUUAGUGACGCCGAAGCCGGCGGAUCCGUUAAAGAACGCGCUGGCGGUGGCUCUCAUCGACCAUGCCUUGGCCAUCAAGCAGGCGCUGGCCAUGUACCACCGCCCGGCCCAUCAAGCUACGCAAGCUGAGCUGAUGCGUCGUUUCGAGGAGGCCUUUGGGCCGGAAAUUUCCUCUCUCCGUCCGGCGGAACUAGAGACGCCGCAAUGGCCCCGGCGUACCACCCCGAAGUCCCUGGAAGAGCGCCAGAAGCAGCCGGCUUCGCGGGCCCUCAGUCCUGAGCAGGAACUGAUUCGCUCGUCGCGAAAGAACCACAGCCGCAAACACUCGGCCAAGCAGUCUGUCAGCCACCGCAUCAGCGUCAUGAACCCUUUCAAACGCACCAACCACGUGGCGAGCAAUUCGGUAGCUACGGUACAGGAGGCCCCGAAGGGGUCGGCCGAUAGCAAGGUCAAUGGCACCACCACGGAGGAGCAUGUUAACGGGGAGGCGGCGGACCAGGAUGACGCCGCCACCAUUCACAGUCGGACGACCACUCGGUCGCGGGAUACGCAUCACCGGCGUCGCAGCCGACUCGGGGAUGUGCUGCACAAGCACGCCUCAUCGUUGUCGAUCAGUCCCAGCGCGACUGAGGAAAGCCAAAGCCAGAAGAAGCAACGGACCAGAAGUGCUUCUCGCGACACGGCGGCCAAGUCCCACGAGAGCAUGAGUCGCACGACCUCCCACACCAAUGGGACAUCUACGGACGACCGGCCGUCGGUGACGAGUCCCAAGGGAGGGUGGUCGACGAUCCCUUCGAUCAGCGACUAUCCACGGCCGGUGACGCGGAGCAGUAUGACGUCGAUCCGCAGCCCUGAAAUCACGAGUCCGGUCAGCCAUACCCCUGGGCGGCGGGACUCGGUCUUGAAGCGGUUCAGUCUGCUCAAGGGCGUCAGUCGGAAGGGCAGCCGUCUGGAUUUCCGGACGGGGACGCCCGUGCACGAGGAAUAAACCCUCGACCUUCUUUUCUCUUCUUGAAAUGUCUGGACAUUCAUUUUUAUUGCAUUAUAUUGAUCAGCGGGCAUGUCUUGCAUUGCAGCGUUGCUUUCCGGCCGGUUGCACAGUCCU